Messenger RNA from Eimeria acervulina, 3000 nucleotides. RefSeq names its product alanyl-tRNA synthetase, putative. Lineage: Eukaryota; Apicomplexa; Conoidasida; Eucoccidiorida; Eimeriidae. The record is from RefSeq and is a predicted model, not a curated record. Gene Ontology annotation, biological process: alanyl-tRNA aminoacylation; tRNA modification. Gene Ontology annotation, cellular component: mitochondrion; cytoplasm. Gene Ontology annotation, molecular function: amino acid binding; aminoacyl-tRNA deacylase activity; nucleic acid binding. The transcript is spliced from 18 exons. The coding region runs from base 1 to 3000 and encodes 999 amino acids.
AUGGCAGCAACCCAGUCAAACCUUAGCAAUGGAGUUCAUUCAGUGGAACAGCUCCAGGAGAUGGCGGAUAAAGCACGGAAGAACGGUUGGCCCUCGGCAGACGUGCGGGAGUUGUACAUUGCGUUCUUCGAACAUGUGAAGCACAAGCGAUACCCUUCCUCUCCGGUGGUGCCCCAUGGGGACAACACCCUGCUCUUCAUCAAUGCUGGGAGAUUGCGCCGUGUGGUGGAUACUCAGAAGUGCAUUAGGGCCGGAGGAAAGCACAACGACCUGGAAGACGUGGGCAAGGACGAGUACCACCACACAUUCUUUGAGAUGCUCGGCAACUGGAGCUUCGGCGAUUAUUUUAAGGAGGAGGCUAUCGAUUGGGCGUGGAAGCUCCUCACUGAGGUGUACAAACUUCCUCAGGACAGACUUUACGCGACGUACUUUGGGGGGGACCCCAAAUUCCCCAGCUGUCCUCCGGAUUUGGAGGCGAAGAAGUUUUGGUUGAAGUAUCUUCCGGAAGAUCGCGUUCUGCCCUUCGGAGCAAAAGAAAACUUUUGGGAGAUGGCGGACGUCGGCCCUUGUGGCCCCUGCACUGAAAUUCACUACGACAGAAUCGGCGGCCGGAACGCUGCAAAUCUGGUAAAUAUGGACGACCCUUCAGUGCUGGAGAUAUGGAAUUUGGUGUUCAUGCAGUUCAACAGGGAAAACGCGGAAACGCUGACUCCACUACCCGCCCCCUGCGUGGAUACGGGGAUGGGGUUAGAGCGUCUUGUCUCGGUUCUGCAGAAGAAGAAGUCCAACUACGACACGGACCUCUUCCAGCCCAUUUUCGAGCGCAUCCAUUCUUUCAACCCUACGCUUCCAAAGUACCAGGGGAAGGUUGGUGAGGCGGACAAGAACAAGAUCGACACCGCCUACCGGGUCCUGGCCGACCAUAUCCGUUGUUUGACGGUGGCUAUCACUGACGGAGCUGAGCCGUCCAACGAAGGAAGAGGCUAUGUUCUUAGGAGAAUCCUCAGACGGGCGAUCAGGUUCUCCAAACAAACACUUCAGUUGCCUGACGGGAGCUUCCCUCAGCUGGCCUCUUGCGUCUGCUCCUCCCUUGGCUCGGUGUUCCCUGAGUUGCUGAGGUCUCAGGAUCGCGUCCAGUCAGUGCUGCUCAAAGAGGAGCAGCAGUUCACGAAAACCCUCGACAAGGGGGUGGAUCGUUUCAAGAAGGUCGUGGCCUCUCUUGCCCCAUGUGGCAAGUUUCCCGGCUCCGAGGCGUUUACACUUUACACUACGUAUGGAUUUCCUCUGGACCUUACGCAGCUCAUGGCGGAGGAAGAGGGUCGAGAGGUUGACGUGGAGGAAUUCAACAAGAAGUUCGAGGAGCAUCGUGCUGCCUCGGAAAAUGUGGCAUUUAAAGCGAAUGGGGGGGCUUCCGUUUGCCGCUUGCCUCCAGACCAGCACCACAAGCUUGAGCAGCAAGGACUUGCUCCAACUGAUGACUCUUAUAAGUACCACUGGAACAUCGCCCAACGACCAUACAACCCGGACUCGGAAGCAACGCCGCCGUGCACAUGCAAGCUUCAAGCCAUUUGGAAUGGAACAAACUUCAUUGAUACAGUGUCUGAAGACGGAACUGUUAUAGCCCUAGUGCUUGACAAGACUCCCUUUUACGCGGAGCAAGGCGGACAGCUUGGAGACGAGGGUUUCCUCGAAUUCAAUGGGCAUCACUUCAGAGUCAGAGACACGCAGAAAAGUGGCUGCUACAUACUGCACGUUGGAACUUUGUUCGGGGGAGCCUCACUCAAGGUGGGGGAUUUGUUGACACCUCGAGUGAACUACGCGCGGCGCCUUGGUCUGGCCCAGCAUCACACUGGCACUCACCUUUUGGCGGCGGCACUUCGCCAAGCAUUGCUGGAGAAGGACAGCAGCAAGAAAGAGACAGGGAGGGGGACUGAGGACAAGGGAGUAGAAACAGAGGCACGGACUAUUAAGCAAAAGGGGUCUCUUGUAGAAGAGAGAAGGCUGCGGUUUGACUUCGACUGGGACGCGCCACUAACAAAUCAGCAGAUUGAAGCGAUUGAACUAUACGUUCAGAGAGCGAUUGCCUCCUCUUUGCCGGUAAACACGGCUGUGCUGCCGUUGAAAACUGCAAUGGAGCUUCCCGCCUUGUGCGCGGUUUUCGGUGAGGUGUACCCUGAUCCAGUUAGGGUCGUGAGCAUUGGUCCCGACGCCAACGAACUCAAGGCAAUACAAGACACACAAGGGGCCGAGAAAGUGAACGCCAGUGUCGAGCUCUGUGGAGGUACACACCUCAGCAACGCCUCUCAGCUGGAGGACUUUGUCAUCAUUUCGGAGGAGAGCAUUGCAAAGGGCAUUAGGCGAAUCGUUGCGGUGGCCGGCGAAGCCGCAAUUAGGAUCGCAGUGGAGAUUUUGGUGUUUGGGAUGAUUGUGCAGUUGUCGCUGGCAAACCUGGAGUGCGCCUCCCCUACAUUCCCGUUUUUCGAGAAGGAGGUGCAGCAGGCGAAAUCUUUUGUAGAGAGCAACAAAACUAUUCCUCUCUUGUGCAGGCGGCGCUUGUUGGCGGACCUCGAGCACAAGCAGAAGCUUGGGUUGGAACUGAGCAAGUUCCGUGCUAAGGAGCUGCUGCGAGUUGGGAAGGUCCUCGGGGAGGAGGCAGCGCAUGCGGCUAAAGGCAAAAAGUUCGUUGUCUUGAACCUGACGCAACUCCAAGGGGACGGGAAGGCUUUGGAUGAAGCUGCAAAGGCUUUACAAGCUGCUGCUCCUACGCUGCCGUUUCUGUUGUUGACCGGGCUGGAGAGUCGCGGGACAUCAUGCAUUUGCUUCAGCCCGAAGGGUGCCCAGUUAGAGUCCUCGAAGUGGCUGAACGAGGCCCUGAAGGUGUUAGGAGGCAAGGGAGGUGGCAAGGAGAGGAGUGUGGGGGCAGCCAAGGAUGGAACUAUCAACGGUUUAAAGCGGGCUGUCAGCGCUGCCGUGGCAUUUGCUGAGGCAGCCUUGCAGUAG